Molecule: messenger RNA, 882 nt
Organism: Paramecium tetraurelia
Lineage: Eukaryota; Ciliophora; Oligohymenophorea; Peniculida; Parameciidae
Exons: 5
Source: RefSeq, a predicted model, not a curated record
AUGGCCAGAAGUUACUCCUUAAUGAGCUUCAAAAUUACAAAAGUCAUUAGUACCUACAGAGCUUCAAAUGCUAAUACUAGAAUAACUUGUAAGGGAACUUUAAUCUAACGAAUGUUCAUCAAAGAAAUAAUAAAGAAUUAUGUCAAAUAUCAAAGUAGUUUAUAACUUGAUGGUUUGGGUGCACUGAGAAAUCUAAUUAAAAAUGCAGAUGACUUAAGUAUCAACAUUAACAAGGCAUAAAAUAUUGAAUUCUUUGUCGGAUCGUUGAGUGAUGGUCAUGGAGAGUUUGGAUCUUAAAUUUCUUCUUAUUUGCAGAAUUUUAUUUGGAGGAAUUAAUUUGACCUUAAAAGGAAGUCUAAAUAAGAUAUAUUUUAAUUAAAAUUGAUAAAUCUAUUAUAGCAGAUUGAACUAAAAUUAACUGCCAAAAUAUUAUUUGAUUGCAAACUAAGCGGAGCCUCACUGCUUAGUGAAAUUAUAGUUAGUAAUGUAUUAUAUUUUUCGAAUUGGGAGACUCUAAAGCUUCUUACUUUUAUAAAUCAGAGUAGUUAAAUGAGAAUUCAAAAGAUAUAAGAAAAUUUGUUUAAAAUUUAAACUAAAUACAUGAUACAAAUAGCGGAAAGGAAGUAGAUAGGAUAAGGAGGAAGGGAGGAAAAUAGAUUAGGCCAUUUAAAAGGAUAAAAGGAAGGCAGUUUGAAAAUUGGAUGUUUCGGAAAUUCAAUAGGGAAAUCCAUAGGAAUUACAGCUAAAAAUGAUUUUAAAGAAUUUAAAAUCCCAAAAUAAGGGUAUCUUCUUAUGGCAAGUACGGGAUUGUGGGAGAAGUUGGAUAUUUUGCUGAUUGAUAAAAUCUUAGAUGAUAAUUACCCUCCUUAAAACUUGGGCUGA